GGGCGCUCAUCCAAUCCUUGUAGGGGCGGGGUUAUUAGUGCACUCGUCAUGCGAGGAGUACUAGCUCGUCAUCGAGUUUCAGUUGUAUUGCCAAUGAUCUCUGCCAUUGCGUAGAGGCGCAAGAAGGUUCUAGAUAGAUCCCCGUACUGUUUUGGACCUGCUGCAUUGCCCUAACCAAUUUCUCUUCAGCCGUGUCGGGUUUUAUUCUUGGAUCAGGACCCAAACACACAACUCCAGCUCGACUAUCAACCCUUCACUGCGUCGUUGGACGACUAGCGUUGUGUUUAUGUCUUUAUUUUACGGAAACGAGCUGUUGCGCAGCUGUUGGAACGCAAGCGGUGUAAACCUAGACCACGAGCAAGGAACUUGCAGCCUCUGUGGCAAAAUCUUUUUCAUGUCAGAGACCGAGCACGCUUGCAAUCGUUUAUGUCAUCCCGUCUUCUCCAGACAGAAGAUACCCAAAAAUCCCCAUCCAAGAUCUUUUUAUCUUGCUGAUAGUGCCACAGGUCACUCAAAAUGUCUGUUAACGUCAAUCGCAAUGUGUCGGACCAGUUCUACCGCUACAAGAUGCCCCGUCUGAUUGCCAAGGUGGAGGGCAAAGGAAAUGGAAUCAAGACAGUCAUUGUCAACAUGGUUGAUGUUGCAAAGGCAUUGAAUCGACCUCCAACAUAUCCAACCAAGUUUUUUGGCUGUGAGCUUGGGGCGCAGACCCAGUUUGACACAAAGAAUGACCGCUACAUAGUGAACGGCUCCCAUGAGGCCAACAAACUACAGGACAUGCUGGAUGGAUUCAUACGCAAGUUUGUGCUGUGCCCUGAGUGUGAUAAUCCUGAGACUGACUUACAUGUUAAUCCAAAGAAACAAACUAUUGGAAAUUCUUGUAAGGCUUGUGGGUACCGGGGUAUGCUAGACACUCGCCACAAACUGUGCACAUUCAUCCUUAAAAAUCCACCAGAGAGUGAUAGUGGGUCUGUGAAGAAAGAGAAGGAGAAGAAGAACCGAAAGAAGGACAAGGAAAAUGGAUCAGGCAGUGGUGAUGCUGGGAACGAUAAAGACAUUGAUGCGCCGGACGCUGUGGAUGGUAAUGAAGAUGAUGAGGACUGGGCAGAGGAGACCACUGAGGAGGCCCAGCGUCGGCGGAUGGAGGAGAUUAGUGACCAUGCUAAGAACCUGACCCUCUCAGAUGACCUGGAGAAGACCCUGGAGGAUAGAGUCAAUAUGUUUUAUAAUUUUGUCAAACAAAAGAAAGAAAAUGGCGCAAUAGACUCUGCAGACAAGGAAAUUCUGGCUGAGGCAGAGCGUCUGGAUGUGAGGGCCAUGGGGCCACUUAUCCUGAGUGAAUUGCUCUUUAAUGAAAACAUCAGAGAUCAGAUCAAAAAAUACAAACGCCACUUUUUACGUUUUUGCCAUAAUGAUAAGAAGGCUCAGAAAUAUCUGCUGGGGGGCUUUGAGUGUGUGGUGAAGCUACACCAAGCUCAGCUGCUGCCCAGAGUUCCAAUCAUACUAAAAGACCUGUAUGAUGCUGAUUUGUUGGAGGAGGAUGUCAUUCUCACAUGGGCUGAAAAGGUGUCCAAGAAAUAUGUAUCUAAAGAGCUGGCAAAGGAGAUCCAUGCUAAGGCUGCUCCUUUUGUCAAAUGGCUGAAGGAGGCAGAAGAGGAGAGUGAGGGAAGUGAAGAGGAAGAAGAGGAAGAUGAUGAGAAUGUAGAGGUUGUAUACUCUUCUUCUGCCCGUGAGCUGAAAGUGGAGACCGUUCAGCCAGAGAAAACUGAGGAGGAGGAUGACCUUGACAUUGAUGCCAUUUAGAGAAAUGAUGCAUCUUGGGCAGCCAACGCAGAUUAUUCAGCUUUCUUUAAUGAUAAAAUGAUCAAAUUAAUAUCAGUAGCCUUCUUUUCAGCCCCUUUCUUAUUUGUAUGUAUACAUGCAUAGCUCUUUCACUAGUUAUUCUAUCUCUGUUGCUGAGUGAGGCAUGGUUUUAAAAUGGCGCUUUCAAUGUCUUGCUGCUAAACUAUUGUUUGUUCUUCCUCUGUACUGAAAAAAUUAUAUUGUGACUUUGAUUAAUGGCUUUAGCUAAGCUGCACAGUUGGUGGUGAUUUUUAAUUUCUUUAAUCAUUAAAUAAAGAAUGCUUUCAUGUUUUCUUGAAUUAA
Messenger RNA from Hemibagrus wyckioides, 2145 nucleotides. RefSeq names its product eukaryotic translation initiation factor 5-like. Bases 517 to 1803 code for a protein of 428 amino acids. The transcript is spliced from 12 exons. Gene Ontology annotation, molecular function: eukaryotic initiation factor eIF2 binding; translation initiation factor activity; GDP-dissociation inhibitor activity. Gene Ontology annotation, cellular component: cytosol. Gene Ontology annotation, biological process: formation of translation preinitiation complex; formation of cytoplasmic translation initiation complex; translational initiation. The record is from RefSeq and is a predicted model, not a curated record. NCBI's taxonomy places the organism in Eukaryota, Metazoa, Chordata, Actinopteri, Siluriformes, Bagridae.